Hordeum vulgare subsp. vulgare (domesticated barley) is the source of this 432-nucleotide messenger RNA. Its product is annotated as nuclear transcription factor Y subunit B-4-like. Gene Ontology annotation, molecular function: RNA polymerase II cis-regulatory region sequence-specific DNA binding; protein heterodimerization activity; DNA-binding transcription activator activity, RNA polymerase II-specific. The record is from RefSeq and is a predicted model, not a curated record. Gene Ontology annotation, biological process: regulation of transcription by RNA polymerase II. Bases 4 to 432 code for a protein of 142 amino acids. Gene Ontology annotation, cellular component: nucleus; CCAAT-binding factor complex. Lineage: Eukaryota; Viridiplantae; Streptophyta; Magnoliopsida; Poales; Poaceae. The transcript has 3 exons.
GCGAUGUCGGAGGCGGUGGGCACGCCGGAGAGCGGCGGCGGGGGCGGGGUCAAGGAGCAGGAGCGGUUCCUGCCGAUCGCCAACAUCGGGCGCAUCAUGCAGCGCGGCGUGCCGGAGAAGGGCAAGAUCACCAAGGACCCCAAGGAGUCCAUCCAGGGGUGCGUCUCCGAGUUCAUCAGCUUCAUCACCAGCGAGGCCAGCGACAAGUGCAUGAAGGAGAAGCGCAAGACCAUCAACGGCGAUGACCUGAUCUGGUCCAUGGGCACCCUCGGCUUUGAGGACUAUGUCCAGCCCCUCAAGCUCUAUCUCAAGCUCUACCGGGAGGCAAUCGCUGCUGGUGAUAUGUGUGCCAUCUGCCAGGAAAAGAUGUAUGUUCCUGUCCUCCUUCGCUGUAAACAUAUUUUCUGCGAGGACUGUGUCUCUGAAUGGUAA